Molecule: messenger RNA, 4188 nt
Organism: Gadus morhua (Atlantic cod)
Lineage: Eukaryota; Metazoa; Chordata; Actinopteri; Gadiformes; Gadidae
Product: basement membrane-specific heparan sulfate proteoglycan core protein
Exons: 19
Coding region: 127-3684 (1185 amino acids)
Biological process (GO): cell surface receptor signaling pathway; immune response
Cellular component (GO): external side of plasma membrane
Molecular function (GO): transmembrane signaling receptor activity
Source: RefSeq, a predicted model, not a curated record
CUUCAUUUCCUUUAGCGGCAAGACACACAAACAUUAUGCACAUUUGACAUUCAUACUUGUCUGUGCACAGUAGGUCUAUCUGCAUGGUAACCUCAACCUAAACCUAACGGCUGGCUCAAACAAGAAAUGGAGCUGAUUGAACUCUUCUGCAUUAUAUGUUUCACCGCCCUGUGUACUGCUAUAGAUGAAUCCGGUAUUCCCAAACCAGCCAUAAAGCUCAACACAGCUUGGUCCCAGGUGUUCUACACUGAGAGGGUGGAGCUGAGCUGCACGGUGGAGGGUAGCUCUGAAUGGAAUAUCACAUGGUUCAGAGAUAGCAAGGAGAUCCAGGCUGACCACGUGGUUCUGUCCACUGACGGGACUACCCUGUCCAUACCCGCCGCUUCAGUGGUAGACGCUGGAAAGUACAUGUGUGAAGGACAACAUAAGAACAGGACUCUCACCCCUUACAAAAGUGAUGAACUUACCCUCAAAGUCGACGAGAUUCCCGUUCCAUCGGUGGCUCUCCAGACACCAUGGUCUGCUUUCUUCACCUCUGAGUCAGUGGAGCUGAAGUGUAGUAUGGAGGACAGCCCAGACCUCUGGACCUAUACCUGGUACAGAGGAGGAGUCUCCCUUGGGUCAGAAGGAUCUGAUCUCACGAUUAGCCAGGUUAGACCGGAGCAUGCGGGACAGUACACCUGUACUGGACAACUCAAGGGCAGACCUGUUAAGUCUGAACACAGCAAAGCACAGUCCUUAGAGGUCAAAGGUAUUCCCAAACCAGCCAUAAAGCUCAACACAGCUUGGUCCCAGGUGUUCUACACUGAGAGGGUGGAGCUGAGCUGCACGGUGGAGGGUAGCUCUGAAUGGAAGUUCACAUGGUUCAGAGAUAGCAAGGAGAUCAAGGCUGACCACGUGGUUCUGUCCACUGACGGGACUACCCUGUCCAUACCCGCCGCUUCAGUGGUAGACGCUGGAGAGUACAUGUGUAAAGGACAACAUAAGAACAGGAAUCUGACAACUCAUAACAGUGAUGAACUUCCCCUCACAGUCAACGGUCUUCCCAAACCAGCCAUAAAGCUCAACCCAGCUUGGUCCCAGGUGUUCUACACUGAGAGGUUGGAGCUGAGCUGCACGGUGGAGGGUAGCUCUGAAUGGAAGUUCACAUGGUUCAGAGAUAGCAAGGUGAUCCAGGCUGACCACGUGGCUCUGUCCACUGACGGGACUACCCUGUCCAUACCCGCCGCUUCAAUUGGAGACGCUGGAAAGUACAUGUGUAAAGGACAACAUAAGAACAGGACUCUGACCACUUACAACAGUGAUAAACUUACCCUCAAAGUCGACGAGAUUCCCGUUCCAUCGGUGGCUCUCCAGACACCAUGGUCUGCUGUCUUCACCUCUGAGUCAGUGGAGCUGAAGUGUAGUAUGGAGGACAGCCCAGACCUCUGGACCUAUACCUGGUACAGAGGAGGACAAGAGGUGGUGCCGGCGGCAGGUGUCUCCUUUGGGUCAGAAGGAUCUGUUCUCACGAUUAGCCAGGUUAGACCAGAGCAUGCGGGACAGUACACCUGUACUGGAAAACUCAAGGGCAGACCUGUUAAGUCUGAACCCAGCAAAGCACAGUCCUUAAAGGUCAAAGGUAUUCCCAAACCAGCCAUAAAGCUCAACACAGCUUGGUCCCAGGUGUUCUACACUGAGAGGGUGGAGCUGAGCUGCACGGUGGAGGGUAGCUCUGAAUGGAAGUUCACAUGGUUCAGAGAUAGCAAGGAGAUCCAGGCUGACCACGUGGUUCUGUCCACUGACGGGACUACCCUGUCCAUACCCGCCGCUUCAAUUGGAGACGCUGGAAAGUACAUGUGUAAAGGACAACAUAAGAACAGGACUCUGACCACUUACAACAGUGAUAAACUUACCCUCAAAGUCGACGAGAUUCCCGUUCCAUCGGUGGCUCUCCAGACACCAUGGUCUGCUGUCUUCACCUCUGAGUCAGUGGAGCUGAAGUGUAGUAUGGAGGACAGCCCAGACCUCUGGACCUAUACCUGGUACAGAGGAGGACAAGAGGUGGUGCAGGAGGCAGGUGUCUCCUUUGGGUCAGAAGGAUCUGAUCUCACGAUUAGCCAGGUUAGACCAGAGCCUGCGGGACAGUACACCUGUACUGGACAACUCAAGGGGAGACCUGUUAAGUCUGAACCCAGCAAACCACAGUCCUUAGAGGUCAAAGAGAUUCCCGUUCCAUCGGUGGCUCUCCAGACACCAUGGUCUCCUGUCUUCACCUCUGAGUCAGUGGAGCUGAAGUGUAGUAUGGAGGACAGCCCAGACCUCUGGACCUAUACCUGGUACAGAGGAGGACAAGAGGUGGUGCAGGAGGCAGCUGUCUCCUUUGGGUCAGAAGGAUCUGUUCUCACGAUUAGCCAGGUUAGACCGGAGCAUGCGGGACAGUACACCUGUACUGGACAACUCAAGGGGAGACCUGUUAAGUCUGAACCCAGCAAACCACAGUCCUUAGAGGUCAAAGAGAUUCCUGUUCCAUUGGUGGCUCUCCAGACACCAUGGCCUGAUGUCUUCCCCUCUGAGAAAGCGGAGAUGAACUGUAAGAUGCAGGACAGCCCAGACGACUGGACCUACACUUGGUACAGAGGAGGACAAAAGAUGGCGGUGCAAGAGCCAGGCGUCUCUUUUGGGUCCGACGGAUCCCAGCUUGUGAUUAGCUCUGCUAGACAGGAGCAUGAGGGAGAGUACAACUGUACAGGACAACUCAAAGGCAGAGCACCUGUUACGUCUGAACAUAGCAAGCCACUCUCCUUAUCUGUCUAUGAUAAGAAACCUACACCAGAGCUAAUACAAGAUCCCGGGCAUCGGAAGAUGUAUGCCAAGGAAUCAAUCAAAUUCAGCUGUAAGGUUAGCGCUUCAUCUGGAUGGGAGUUCCAUUGGUUCAAGGACUCAGCGAAACUCCCGAAUCAAGGGGAGAACUACACCAUCCCAUCGGCCUCCUAUGUCAACGCCGGGGCGCAUCGAUGCCGUGCAACAAGAGGACAGGAACCACCCUUUACCACAGACAGUAAUACGAUAACCAUCAACGUUGAAGAGCGUCCCCGGGCCACGGUGACCCUUCUAACAGGGUGGUCUGAGGUGUUCUCCGCCGAUCGGCUGGAUCUGAAAUGCGAGGUGCACGGGAGCGAAGACACGUGGAACUACACAUGGUUUGGAGGAAGUGAGCAGUCCCCGUUGUCUUUUAACGCCAAACACCCGGUCAUGAGUAAAGACGUGAACCAGAGCCACUACAGCUGCAUGGGCAACCGCUCUUCACGGCCUUUGUAUUCCCAGCGAAGUGAACCCUUCAAGACCACCAAUCUCCUUCUUAAGAGAAGAGUUCUGCUCUCCAUAUCUGGAUGUCUGUUCUUCGGCAUCAUCGCUGUCUUCAUCGGAUGCAUUGUGAUGAGAAUAACACGCAAACCAGUCACGAGCGAAGACAAACCCGAAGAGGUCAACCUCUUUCUCACCAGGGCGGAGCUGCAAGCCAGUGAUGUUGCACCUUGUCCACUGGCGGAGUAUGUCAGUGAUGAAGAAAAGCCGGCUUUAACUAAAGAUGCAGAAGACAUAGACCCCGUUUGCCAUGAAUCAACACCUCUUCCAUUAAGUUUCUCUGAGGUCGAAGCUGAGACGUCCGAGACCAAUGGUGGACUAAAGUCCUUUAAAUAUUGACCUGGUUGAACCGUGAUGACUCGAACCAUUGUUCUGACCUGACUUGGUUAAACAGUUGCAAAUUAUUAUUAUUUUUUCAUUGAUGUUUAUGGUUUAUUGUUGCAUUGUACAUUUUUUAAUGGGAACCUACUGAUGUAGGAUGGUUUGAUAUGAAAUUAUUGGAGCAAACACCAGAUGGCAGCAUACAUACUUCUGCCUCUAACAUCAAACUGACUAUCCAGCAUCUCCCUUAUCUGUAUGAAGAUGUAGGCAUAUGUCAGAAGUUUAUAUUGGUCCUAGACAACUUACCAUUGAUGUUUUCUGUUGUCUUACUAGUGUUAUCAUAAUUACAUUAUGAGAGUGUGUGGAUGAUGGCAGGUUUAAGUAGCCUCACCUGGCCAAGUCUGAUUCUGGGGCUGGCUGAGGCUCCAAGCACACUAGGGAAGAUCUCCUGCAUAGCAGUGGAGCACCCUUGCCAUGUAUAUUACCUGCAAAACUUACAUUAAACUGGCUUCAACAUAACCA